CACAAAAUAGCGCCAAGUGGGGGGGUUUUUAUCUGCUUAAACCCUAAACCCUCAUCUCCUUCUUCUGCCCCUUGAACCCAAACAGAGUUUCAAACCCCCAGAGAAGAAAACCUUAAGUCUGUUAACAGAGGCAAUGAUCAUAUGCCGCUCAGCUUCAAUGCUCCAUUUCUACAGUUUAUCAACCACCCCAAAACUCCUCUCUCAUUUCAGGCAAUGUUCUUUUCUCUCUACUUCUUCGCCAUCUUCUCUGUCUUCGUCCCCUCCAAUCCGUUUAGUUUGGCUCAAUCAGUCCAGCAGGCGCCGAACCAGGGCCUUCAGUAGCGCCGCUGUUGCUUUCGCUGUUCCGAAGAAAAGUGGGACGGGUACCUUCUUUGCUGAAGAGAGUGUUUCGUGGAAGUCUCUAGGGUUAUCUCAUCGGAUCUCUCAAGCUCUCUCUAAUGCCGGUUUCGACAGACCCUCUCUCGUUCAGGCUGCCUGUGUACCAUCUAUACUCUCUGGAAAAGAUGUGGUAAUUGCAGCAGAAACUGGUAGUGGUAAAACACAUGGUUAUCUAGUUCCCCUGAUUGAUAAGCUCUGCUGUGCUCGCCACAAUGGGAAUAAUGAUUCCAAGGCAGCAUCUGCUUCUUCACAUAGCUUUUCUAUUGUUCUUUGCCCAAAUGUAUUGCUUUGCGAACAAGUGGUUCGAAUGGCUAAUGGUCUUUCUGGAGAUAAUGGUGAACCACUUCUCAGAGUUGCAGCGGUCUGUGGUCGUCAGGGUUGGCCAGUGAACAAACCAGAUAUUAUUGUGUCAACCCCAGCUGCUCUUCUGAACAAUAUAGACCCCAAAGAAAUUCAUCGUUCGGAUUUUAUUCGUGGUAUAAAAUACGUGGUUUUUGAUGAGGCAGAUAUGCUUCUCUCUGGGGGCUUUCAUAAUCAUGUUAUCCGUCUUAUGCACAUGCUCCGUUUUGAUGAAAAGCUUUUGUCUCGGAUGAAUAAAUCUGGAUCUGAGAACCCUGCAGAACUGAAUUCUGAUUCUCUGUCACACUUUGACUUUGAGGGUGAGAAAGACAUACAAAACGAAUCUUUCUCCGAAGCAGAGGAAAUUUCUGAGGAUGAUGUUGAUGCUGAGGACUUGAAGGAUGAAACUAAAACUUGGCCUGUCAAGAAAAAAGACUGGAGGAGAGUGAGAAAAAAUUAUGAACGCAGUAAGCAGUACAUAUUUGUUGCUGCCACCCUUCCAGUUAAUGGAAAGAAAACUGCUGGUGCAGUGUUGAAAAAGAUGUUUCCAGAUGCCAACUGGGUUAGUGGAAACUACCUACAUUAUCACAACCCUAGAUUGAAGGAGAAAUGGAUUGAAGUCACAACUGAUACACAGGUCGAUGCACUAAUAGAGGCUGUAAAGCAAUUUAACUCAAAAGCAUUGGAUCAUGGUACUGGUGUUAGUCGAACCAUGGUUUUUGGUAACACUGUUGAGGCUGUUCAAGCAGUGGCUAAUAUACUCCAGAGGGCUGGGAUUGAGUGUUACUGUUACCAUAAGGACCUCUCUUUGGAAGAGCGUGCUGAGACCUUAGAUGAUUUCCGAGAGAAAGGUGGAAUUUUUGUGUGCACAGAUGCUGCUGCACGUGGUGUUGACAUUCCAAAUGUCUCGCAUGUCAUCCAGGCAGACUUUGCCACUUCUGCUGUAGAUUUCUUGCAUAGGGUUGGUCGCACAGCACGGGCUGGUCAAUUUGGAGUUGUUACAAACCUCUACACUGAAUCCAACCGGGAUCUUGUUAAUGCAAUUCGUACAGCUGGGAAGCUGGGUCAGCCUGUGGAAGCGGCCUUUAGCAGGAAAAGAAGUUUCCGAAACAAGCUUAAGAAGAGAGGUUCAAACAAUGCCAGAGAUGGAUCAACUUGUGAAUUGAUGGUGUAAGAAACAUGGUACAUUAUGGAGAAUAGAUAGCCAUUGAUUUUUUAAAUUAUUGCACUCACUUAGCUUGUAGCAUUAUCAUCAACGUGAAUUAUGGUCUCCUUAAGUAGUAUUAGAUAUUGUAGUAAAUACAUGCAAUAUCCGAAAGAUCCCUUCUACCGCCUUCCCCAUCUCUCUGUUCACACACACACAAGCCAAAAAGAGAGAAAGAAAAGACUGAUUGCAUUCUCUGUUUCCACAACCAGUCUAUCUGGUUGUCAAUUUUUGUUAGGACUAGUUUAUCUUGUUGUGCAUUUGCGUGUAGCGUAUUGGAUGGAACGGAAAAGAUAAGUUUUGUCCAAUACUAAGUUUGAUGUUGUUUAAAGGAAAUAGGAUCACUGACUAUGCCUCUCAAUUCAUCCGGUGUAAAGUGGAUACAGCCGUUCUCUAAUGAUUUCUAUCCACCAAACAUGGCCUUUUGCCCUUAGGGGACACAUAGAAUAACAUCUUUUUGGGUUGUCACUUUUGAUUCGGUGCUGGAAAGAGAAUUCCCUUGUUUUGAUAUUGCAUUGGAAUGUAUUAAAGUCCCAAAUGUUGUCUUGGCCUA
Molecule: messenger RNA, 2474 nt
Organism: Theobroma cacao (cacao)
Lineage: Eukaryota; Viridiplantae; Streptophyta; Magnoliopsida; Malvales; Malvaceae
Product: DEA(D/H)-box RNA helicase family protein
Molecular function (GO): RNA helicase activity; nucleic acid binding; ATP binding
Source: RefSeq, a predicted model, not a curated record